GAUCCCUUGCUAUUAAUGAAAAAAAAGUAGCGGGUUUCCUCUCUAAAACUAUAUGUCAUAUCCUAGAUCGACCGCGCAUCAUGUGAGCGCUUUAAAGUUUAUCACUGAGCUAGCCUAGGGUGCUAUUUUUCUAGGCAAUAAUUAAGCUAUGGUAAAGUCUAUAUCGACGUGUGUCAUUUGAGUGUGCACCCCCCCCCCAUCCACACACCCCCACCCCAUACACAACACACACCCGCCCCUCCCCAGCCCCCACCCCACACACCCCCCACCCCCGCCGUAAGAAUUUAACCCCGACUAUUUUUAGUUUCAUGUAUAUAAUGUACAGCGACAGCAUGAAGGCUGAACAGGCAAGAUCGACCUACUUCCUGUUGGACAAGCCGAGUAUUCCGAAUGCUGCCGAAUGGCCUCGGUGCAAGGGAGAUAAAUCUAAAAACAUCAACGUCAUGGUCACUUGUCAUGGUGGAUUUGUUUUAUAAUACAGUUCGUAAAAGACAUUAAAACUAAACGAUUACUACUCUUUCAUUGUCAAAAUGUGGUUUAUGUAUAUUCUGAGCUGGCUUGCCUUACUGAUCCAGAUUUCUGUGGUGACUCUGUCUAUUGCGGCCGGACUCUUCUAUCUAGCCGAACUUGUUGAGGAAUACACAGUGUUCACAGCUAAGGUUAUUAAGGUGUUAAUCAUUUUUUGUACAACAAUUUAUAUUUUACUGUUCCUGUUUGAAGACUACCCACUGUCGAUCAUCAUCUGUGGUCUUGGAUCUAACGUGUCGUACUUCUUCAUUCUGAAGCAGUUUCCGUAUUUCUCUACAGUGUCACCGUCAUUAAUCAUUGGGACAGCAUCUAUUUUUAUCAAUCACUAUCUAGCCUUUGCCCAUUUCUCCGAAGUGUGGUAUCCAUUUUCUGAGGUUCUAGCCUAUUUCACGUUGUGUUUGUGGCUCGUUCCGUUUGCAUUUUUUGUGUCUCUGUCAGCUAAUGAAAAUGUCUUACCUACAGUUGGUGAGGUGCAGCCCGUUAGUACAGAUGAAAGUGAUGUUGUUAGCAACUACUUCCGCAGAAAAGGAAAGAAGUAUGGAUUACUGUCAUUCUUCAGAUAUGCCCAGGACAGCAUUUUACCACAGAGAAUGAAGAAACAGUUCUAGAAACCACCACUGUUUAAUCUAUCUCACACAGACAUUUGGUUACCUACGUCUUCGCUUUACGAGGAGGUCAGUCUAGCAUCAACGACUGAAAUGUGCUCAUUGAGAUUGUAUUGUAAUGUUCACUUAAGUUUACUCAGAUGUUAGACUGUAUGGAGUUACUAGGUCAGCCUAGGUAGGGAUUAGGUGAUGUGGUGUUUUCUUAAGAAAUUGGUUUACAUGGAGACAGGAAUGUUCUGUACCCAGACCAUCACUUCAUAUGGAUAGUGUGUGUGUGUGUCAUCGUGUUCAUUCUUUUCUUGGGAUAAUUGCAAGAUUGAUCACAUUUGACUUGAAUAUUGUAGUUACUGAAGAAAUUUGUCCACAUUCAGCUCAUUGAAUUGUCUCCCUUAUACCUUUCCGCAUUGGUUUGGUGUCUAUGCAAGUACUCAAGCACCGUUAUGCAUUAUUUUCACUAGCCUAUUGGUUAGUAAAACAUCUUUAUUUCAUUUUGAUUAUAUUCUUUUAAUUAAUGACAGUUUGAAAUCCAUGUACAGACCUUCACAUGAAUAAAAUUGAGGGGAG
Molecule: messenger RNA, 1697 nt
Organism: Gigantopelta aegis
Lineage: Eukaryota; Metazoa; Mollusca; Gastropoda; Neomphalida; Peltospiridae
Product: protein TEX261-like
Exons: 6
Coding region: 531-1136 (201 amino acids)
Biological process (GO): endoplasmic reticulum to Golgi vesicle-mediated transport
Cellular component (GO): endoplasmic reticulum membrane; Golgi membrane; COPII-coated ER to Golgi transport vesicle
Molecular function (GO): COPII receptor activity
Source: RefSeq, a predicted model, not a curated record